Paraphaeosphaeria sporulosa is the source of this 892-nucleotide messenger RNA. RefSeq lists its product as uncharacterized. The coding region runs from base 113 to 634 and encodes 173 amino acids. The record is from RefSeq and is a predicted model, not a curated record. Lineage: Eukaryota; Fungi; Ascomycota; Dothideomycetes; Pleosporales; Didymosphaeriaceae. The transcript has a single exon.
GAUCGCAAUACUAAUCCGCCGGUAUCCUGCUUGAGUACCGCUGAGCGGACGGGAAGCGCUAUGUUCAGGAUCCAAUGGUCGUAUGUGAAGGAUAGCAUCAAUUACAAUAUACAUGACGCUUGUGAAACGUCUGCAAGUCAAACUAGCACAUGCUUUGCGGAGUCGCCCUCCAAAGUUGUGUCCUGCAUGUGCAUAUCUGUUGUUCGAGUAUCCAGGUAUUCCGCUUGCACGUGACCCAACUGCCCUCCACAGAGCAUGGUCUCCACCCGUUGAAUCACUUCACCAUCACGUUAUAGUGUCUUGCUCGAGGUCCAGCAGGACAUAUCGAGCAGGAUCCUACAGCUUCCCUGCGACGUUCCAGAACAUCCAGGCCGUAUUCCAUCGCUGCGCCGCAAAACCCCCUCCAGCAAAUAACCCACCUCACCGUCUUUCCGUACAUCCAUCAAUCGUACAUAUACACCGGGGCCCACUCAAGACAUGCACCUCAAUCAAGCACGCCGAUCCGUGCAUCCUCCCAUGCACGCCGUCCCCAGCUCGUAUAUCGCACAGCACUCUGUUUAGCCUCAGUGGACCGCAACGAGCAAAGUAUCAUGUACCCCAAUCUCAAGUGCACAUGCGUGUGCCAGCGAACUGACACCGCGCCCACGUUGGAUAGACGAGACCAUUGACGCACGUCAGACGCGCCGCUGCAGCGUGCGUCGGCGUCCGUCCCUGAAUCGCAACGUUUCUUGUUGAGCUCCGUCCUGCGCGUGAAAUUGUCCGUGGCGUCACCGCGACGUGCCAGUGAGGUGAGGUACUUUGUUGACGAGUACCUGCCAGGUCGCUUUUUCACAUGCCAGCCCGUCCGGUCCGUCACCUAGCCUAUCAUUCUCCAUCGUGGGGGACGUUGCGA